Paraglomus occultum is the source of this 3057-nucleotide messenger RNA. NCBI's taxonomy places the organism in Eukaryota, Fungi, Glomeromycota, Glomeromycetes, Paraglomerales, Paraglomeraceae. The record is from the annotation of a GenBank genome assembly.
AUGGGUAAACUUAACUUCUUCGGAAAGAAAAAACCUACCGACGGCGAGCUCUCUUCUCCUACUUCCCUUGAGCCACCAAAACUAUCUAUCGGUUCCUUACCCGCUAUAACCUCAGAUUCCCUUUCGCCCAUUACUCCCGAGCCACGCCCAGAGAAACAGACAAACUUGCUGGACGAGAUAUUCACUCAACUCAAUUCCGGAUCUGCUUCUCCGAAUACUGGUGAUAAAACCUACGACGAUGACAUUGGUCUCGCUCUCGAAUUCUCCCGUCGCCUAGAUUUCUCAUACAACACUUCGGCCAGAUUCAAUCUACCACCCCCAGGCGCAACCACUACAACCACUACAUCUACCACUUUCAAAAACAACAAUACGACACUCACAAAUAGCAAUACUACUCUCACAACUCAAUCCAAACCCGCCGCAGUUCACCGACCACCAGACAGCGACGACUCGAGUGUAUCCAGUACAUCUUCAAAAAAUCGCUCAAAAAAGUCAAAAAACCGAGGCAAGAAACAACUCGAUAGCGACGAUGAUUCAUCCUCGGAUGGUGGUUCCUCAUCAACGCGUCGUCCUAAUCGAAAGCCGCCUGUCGAUCCGGCCGUUCAACGUAGAAAAGCUGCUCACGAAAAAAUUAGCGCAGUAGCCAACUGGGUCGAAGAAGUAGAUCCAAAAGAUGGCGAGAACAAUGUAUUGGAUAGAAUGAAAGAUAGACACAGAGUUGAAACGCGUGCUUUGAUCAAUAUACCAAACAACUCGUCUGCAAACUUACCCCCCGGCCCUCCGCAACAUCCAUUUGCUGACGAUCCAUAUUAUCCAAUGGACAAUGGUGACUAUUAUGAUCCGCGUUAUCCUCCGUACGACAACAGAAUUUACGACGCUCCCGUCCGGGACGACCACCGCAUUCCUCCUCCCCAAGCAGUUCCGCGUGGAUAUCCUCCAUAUCCGGAAGACAGGAGAGAUGAAAGGUACCCGAGAGAUCCUCGUCAACCAUACCCUGAAGACUUCAGGGACGAUCCCCGCUAUCCACCGCAGCGCAUACCUCGCAACAUGGACGAUCCUCGUGAGGACUAUUCGCGGCAUCGUCCACACAACGGUGGUCCCCCCGUGCCCAGAUCUCGCUAUCCUGACCAGCACAAUCGUUCAGCUGAAUCACCAACCCGUAGUGAAACGGGAAGAAGGUUUGAUGACGAAAGAAGAGUGCCUUCAAAUAGUACUUCUUCAAACUCAUCGACUACUUCGGAUCCACCGCCAAUGCUUUACAAGUCAAGAGACCAAAAAUUGAAACAUCACAUAUCACAAAACGUCUUAUCCAAUAAUAGAAAAAGCGAUGAAAGGCUAGAUAAAGCAAAAGAUAAGGGUGUUGAAGAAAGAAUAAAAAGAGAUCGUCACUCGCCUCAAUCUUCGGUUUCGUCGAAGGGAGAUCUUCAGAGAAACGAGGAUAGGGACAAAAGCAAGAAGGGAGAAAAUGGAAACGUGAUAUCAUCAAAAGCAUCAUCCGCUUCUUCGCACUCAAGUAAUGGUCGUGGUGUAAAUGAAGCUCGAGGAAACUAUGAAAAUAGAAUGAGUUAUGACAGCAGGGGAGGAUCUGAUAAUCGUGGUGGCUAUGACAGCAGGGGAGGAUCUGAUAAUCGUGGGGGUUAUGACAACAGAGGAGGACCUGAUAAUCGUGGGGUCUAUGACAAUAGAGGAGGAUAUGAAGGUCGAGGUGGAUAUGAAGGUCGGGGAGGAUACGAAGGUCGGGGAGGGUAUGAAGGUCGGGGAGGGUAUGAAAAUCGAGGGGGUUAUGAAGGUCGAGGAGGAUACGAAGGUCGGGGAGGGUACGAAAAUCGAGGAGGGUAUGAAGGUCGAGGAGGAUACGAAGGUCGAGGAGGAUACGAAGGUCGGGGAGGUUAUGAAGGUCGGGGAGGGUAUGAAGGACGGGGAGGUUAUGAAGGACGGGGAGGGUAUGAUUCAAAACCAUAUGAUACAAAACCACCUCCCCAAAUCUCAAAACAUUCUCCUCAACCCGACGACUUGCUUCAUCGUACUCGUGAAGUGCCUAAUGUUUCAAAUCCAAAUCGCAAUUCAUAUUCCUCUGAAGACAGUGACCAUGCUCCACUUGCUACGAAAAUGCAAUCAUCAGGUUCAGUUGCUCAACCAAAGCAAGAGAAAAAACCGCCUAGGAGGAUUUUAGACUCGGAUUCUUCAAGCGAUGAGGAAGAGGAAGAAAGCGAUAGUGAUGAUGAACAACCAUUGAGCAAGGCGGUAAAUGGUAACGGUGCAAUGCCGGGAAGAGGUGGUUAUUAUCCGAAUCCACCGGGUUCGCUACGAUCCGAUGAUUAUGAUGUGCGUGGAAAUGGUGCGCCAGUUCAGCCUGGUAAUCUACAGUUGCCAUCAAAAUACGCACCGGCAUACGAUCAUCGCUAUUCAUCCCCCCCUCCCCCUCCCCCGCCUCCGCAUUCUAAUUCGAGAUACGGAGGCUUCCGUGAAGAUUCUGCCAAUCGAUUCGCACCAGUUCCUUACCGAGACGAAACUCUUCCAUACGAUGUUCCGCCGCGUCACCCUCCUAAUUAUUACGCACCACCACCGCCACAAAGAGACGAUGUUCAAUACGAUGCACGGGCUCGUUAUGGAAAUGCACCAAUUCCUCCUGCCCCACCAGUUGUCGAACAGCCGGCUGUCGAUCCAUCACUUUCAUCUCAGAAAUUACCCCUUAUAGAAAUGGCAGGCUAUCGAUACGAAGCAAAUAAACGAACACCUAUUAGUACACAAAGUACUGGGCCCUUCUUAAGUAAUCUUGAUUCGAAAAUUAGAUCAACAUCUCCGAUGAGGUAUGGAGACGGACAACAGGGUGCAGGAGGAAGGGGUGGCCAAUAUACUAGAGGGGCGUAUGGGAAUGAGAGGGCAGCACCGUCUGGACGGGGCAUGUACAAUAAUCAACAACCAGCAAGAACACGUGGAAUGUCGAAUGGGGGAGGACCAAUGAGGACUGGAUAUAGCAAUGGAUACGGCAAUGGGUACAACAAUGGAUAUAAUGGAUACGUCAACGGAUAUAGUAAUUAUCACGAUGAUUUUUAA